UGUAAAAUAAUGGACAACCCAGUAUCUGUUAUAAACGAUAGUAUAACUGAGAUGACCGGACUGACCUCGCCCACUAUUUGGGGACACUUCUCAUCCCAACCUACUCUUACAGAAUUAGUUCGACUGGGGAUAGCGAACGAAGAACCUGACUACAUAAUAGAUCCAGUGUAUUCAAGAUAUCAAGACCCAUCUCCUUGGAAUGAUGUAGCGACUGUGGGCCACACCAAAAUGGACCAGGCCCACACUCAAGCCCAGUUCCUGGAACAGAACGAUAUGACAAUGAUCCCACUUUCAGAACAUUCCAUUCCUCCGGAAUCUCUGGCGUAUUUGGUGGAGGAUGAUAACUCGUACCUGAGACUAGAACAGGACUUAUCUUCUGAUAGUCCAGUAGAUGUGAUUGGAGAUGACACGUUAGAUACUGUGGCGGUGUCCAUGUUUAGCAAGUUAUCCUCUGUUCCCCAGAUGUUUGGGAACUCGCAGCUUUACAAUGGGCACUCCCUUCAUUCUAUCUCACAACACUCUAACUUAAACUCUCAACACGCUCCUUGCUCUAAACCGCUCACCAGUCUGCAGCCUCAUUUCUCUAAACCCUUUCCAGUACUUCAGACCCACAUUUCCUGUUCUAAACCCAACACUUUGCCUGCCUUGCAACCCCACCUGCCCUGCUCCAAACAAAGCACCGUAGUUAAUCUCCAGCAGACACUUCUUUCAUGCUCCAAGACCAACUCUCCUAAUUAUCUCGCCGAUCAAGAACUGGUAGCGGGACGUACUGUAUUCCCUCAUUUGCAGUCUCACGUGACGUCACGAGAUUCUCUGCUAACGUCACGUGAUGCAGUGAUCACCUCGCAGGGACAGAGAAAUGCAUUUCCACAGUUGCAGUCUAUAUCAGAUCACAGGUUCUCGCUACAGAAACUACUAGGCUUCGGGACUCCUGAACACCAGCAAAACUUGAGAGUCCUGGCAGGAGGCCAGAGACCAGUUAUCAGCAGGUGCAUAAACCCUAACUUCAGCACUCAGAAUAACGUUUCUUUUCAAAGGAUCAGACAAGAUAUAAGACCAGUAUUGCCAGAGAAGACAGAAACGAAGAGAAAAUACGUUAAGAGAAUGUCUAAAGACGAACAGAUACAGAAAGGAAACAAUCUCUGGCAGUUCUUGAUGAGACUUCUCGGAUCCCACACGGAUAUAGCUGCGUGGACAGGUAACGACCUGGAGUUCCGUAUAGUUAACAAAGAAGAGAUAGCCAGAAGGUGGGGGAUUAUAAAGAACAGGGAGAAGAUGAACUUCGACAAGUUCUCCAGAGCACUGAGAUACUACUACAACAAGAGGAUUCUCAUCCACAAUCCUCAAUGUAGACUCACUUACUGCUUCAUGAGACGACCCACUGACCCUGUAUUUUGCGAGAUGUUGCAGUCUGCUAUGAGAACGUUACCCAACUUGCACGUGUGCGGCGCGCUCUGUAACAACUCAGCACACUCCCAUGAAAUGCAAUACGAGAAGAGGAAGAUAAGAAGAAAGUGUGUAGCCCUACCUUUAGUGUGACGUCAUGACACGUGGUGUGACGUCAUGACACGUGGUGUGACGUCAUGACACGUGGUGUGACGUCAUGACACGUGGUGUGACGUCAUGACACGUGGUGUGACGUCAUGACACGUGGUGUGACGUCAUGACACGUGGUGUGACGUCAUGAAACGUGGUGUGACGUCAUGACACAUGGUGUGACGUCAUGACACGUGGUGUGACGUCAUGACACGUGGUGUGACGUCAUGACAAGUGGUGUGACGUCAUGACACGUGGUGUGACGUCAUGACACGUGGUGUGACGUCAUGACACGUGGUGUGACGUCAUGACACGUGGUGUGACGUCAUGACACGUGGUGUGACGUCAUGACACGUGGUGUGACGUCAUGACACGUGGUGUGACGUCAUGACACGUGGUAUGACGUCAUGACACGUGGUGUGACGUCAUGACACGUGGUGUAGCCCUACCUUUACCUCUAUGAAACUAAACCUUUUCAAGUUGGAACUGUCUGAUUUGAGCAAUCAUCUUAUCAACUAAAUACUUUCUUUUCGAGUUAAAUUACUUUUUUAUAUGUUAUAAAUCCUAAAACAUUGUGUCAUGAACUAUUUAUAUUAUUGUAACAAUUUAAUACUUAGGUUUGAUAGAACUUUCUUGUUUUGAUGUAUUCUAUAGAACUUGUUUGUUUUGAUAUAUAUUCUAUAGAACUUGUUUGUUUUGAUAUAUUCUAUAGAACUUGUUUGUUUUGAUAUAUUC
Molecule: messenger RNA, 2271 nt
Organism: Bolinopsis microptera
Lineage: Eukaryota; Metazoa; Ctenophora; Tentaculata; Lobata; Bolinopsidae
Exons: 7
Coding region: 10-1539 (509 amino acids)
Biological process (GO): cell differentiation; regulation of transcription by RNA polymerase II
Cellular component (GO): nucleus
Molecular function (GO): sequence-specific DNA binding; DNA-binding transcription factor activity, RNA polymerase II-specific
Source: RefSeq, a predicted model, not a curated record